Molecule: messenger RNA, 1535 nt
Organism: Odontomachus brunneus
Lineage: Eukaryota; Metazoa; Arthropoda; Insecta; Hymenoptera; Formicidae
Gene: cnir
Product: protein cornichon homolog 4
Exons: 4
Coding region: 434-904 (156 amino acids)
Biological process (GO): endoplasmic reticulum to Golgi vesicle-mediated transport
Cellular component (GO): endoplasmic reticulum membrane; COPII-coated ER to Golgi transport vesicle
Source: RefSeq, a predicted model, not a curated record
UCAAGAUGUGUUAAACAAUUGGAAAGCACCCAGAAGCGUCUCUAUGUGAGAAAUGGACGAUAUUAUCAUCGUUCUUCAAUUACCUCCGGGCUCUUUGGCCGAGUCGAAAAUUUAUCCACGGCUCAGUCUUUAAUAGUAUCUCGUCGGUCACACAGAACUGUGUUUCGCAUUCUCGCCGUACGAGGCCUCCAAAGUCAAAUCAAGACUUGUUUUUGGCUCUUGCAGACCGAGGAGGCUGUAGCUAUAGUUGAUGACAUUGUAUAGUGUACAUUUUGUCGGUCAGUAAUAUUUUAUUUCGCGGAAGUUUACGGUAAAACUUGAGCGAGACGAGUGGACGUCUGUGCGUUAAAAAUUGCGGGACAGGUGUUCGGCGAACAUCGCGGCUGCGAUCCGCAUGUGAUUCGCCGCGUCUUCGCACAAAUAUAACAGCAUCAUGGGCUUGAUCCCGGAUCCAUUCUUAUUCAUGAUCGCAUUGCUCAGUACGGGUGGCGUGUUACUUCUUCUGGUUUAUUAUAUAAUAACGCUAUCGGAUCUUGAGUGCGAUUAUCUGAAUGCGCGAGAAUGUUGUUCCAAGUUGAACACGGGAGUGAUGCCAAAGUUAGUAGCACAUACUAUCUUGGUUUUUCUUUUGUUAAUACAAGGGCAAUUAUGGUUAACAUUGGCAAAUGUGCCAAUGACAAUAUGGCUGCAUUAUGAAUACUUUAGUGUCCCUAGUGGUAAUAUGGGAGUUUACGAUCCCACGGAAAUUCAUAAUCGCAGUCAAUUAAAGAGAUACAUGCGCAAUGUCAUGAUCCAUCUCGGAUAUUGUCUUGUGUUCUUCUUUAUCUAUCUCUACUGCUUAAUUGUCGUGUUGCUCAAAGGAGACCCCAUCAAUAGAAACGAAGAUGAAUUAAUGGAUAUGUAAUUUCACAAUUACGAACGUGGAAAAACUGACACGAUUACUUUUUACAUAUGUGCUCAUAUUCAAAUGAUGAUAUUUGAAGAUGCUUUACUUUUACAAUGUAUCCACUGCACAUGGUACAUCAUAUAUUUUAAACAACUAGGAUAUAGGAUCAUCAUCACCAUUGCUUCUGAGCAUUUCUCUUGAUCAUCGUUUAAGGUGGACAUUUAUUGUGCUCUCAGGUAACUAUCUAAGGUUCCUAUUUAUUUCAUUAAAAUGAAUGCCAAUUAGUGCAUUUGAAUAUUUGCACUCCUUCAUUUGUUUCUCUCUCGUGUAUAUCAUAUAUAUAUAUAUAUACAUAUAUAUAUAUAUUUUUGAUAUUUUUUUCUAAUGUGAAGGCCUCAAAAAACCAUUUGCGCUAAUUUCCAACGAAAUAAAUAGGGACUAUAUGAAAACCAAACAUACCAAUAUACCAAUAUACUACUAUAUCAUAUGUAACCCACAUAUGUAACCCACAUAUGUCUAUGUGGCGUGCACAGAUUGUGCACAGGACGUGCAACUGAUUAAGUCUAGUCGUAAAAAUGUAAGCAAGAAUCUUUAUUAUAGCAGAUAUUGUGUUUAAGAAAGAUAAUACAAUCGUGUUGUUUUAAUAUUA